Moneuplotes crassus is the source of this 1984-nucleotide messenger RNA. The record is from the annotation of a GenBank genome assembly. Lineage: Eukaryota; Ciliophora; Spirotrichea; Euplotida; Euplotidae.
AAUGGAAGGACUUCUGACAAAGAAAUUGCUACUAAACGAGAACCUCUGUUCAAGCAUACUGCCUUAUUACGGCAAGAGGCUGCAAUGAGCAGAGUUAUUUGGACGACUGUGACAAGAGACAAAGAUGUUCUGGGAGGAUAAUAUCUUUAUAUUCCUGUUCUCGAUACUGAGAGACCAGAGAUUUGAGUCAGAUCUGUAUCUUAAUGACCUAUUUGAUGAGAGUUUUUAUAAAUUUUUGAAGAAGAAUAAGUACCUGAUGCUGUACUGAAGGCUUCAUUGUAAAGCACAAAUUGCUGACAACUAUAAAUGGCUUCUUGAGCUUAUUAGUUUUGCUAAAGAAGUUGAAGAAGAUCUUAACUCGAAAUAUAAAAAGAGUCUUAAAGAAGAAAGUAAAGAAACAGUGGGCCAUAGGCCAUUUAGGGCUAAUUUUGCACAAAUAGAAUGAUUUGUCACUCUUAAAUCAGCUGGAACUUACUAUGAAUUUGUGCAAAGCUAUUUAGCUAAUGGCUAUGAUUUUGAUCUUAUCAACACCACUCUAAAUAUUAUCUCAAUGCAUCAAGGAAACGCUAAAUAAAGAAUUACCUGAGGAAAUUUCCUAUCUGGAAAACAUAGAACAUAGUAGAUACAAGAUAAGCUUAAAUGAGAUAAAAGAGUUCAAGCAAGAAGCCAGAGAGGUUGAAAACUCUUAUAAAUUUAAACAGCUGAGAGUCACCAUCAAAGAUUUCAACGAGGAGGAGGAAGAACUUAUUGAAAUUCUUGAAUAUACCAGGAAAAUGUUUGACAAUGCAGAAGAAAUCACAUGGAUCAUUCACCAUCUGUACAUUUUAGAAUCUAUUCGUCAUUUUAUCACAGAUUUUGAAAGUAAAACAAUACAUUUCAAAUUUCAGCAUGAGAAGGUCCCAGUCUAUCGCAGUGAGGCAUUUGAAUUAGAGAUUGAAGAAAAAGAGCAAUUUGCUGUUAAACUUUAUGAUCCAAUUUAUGACCGUGCAUACAGAAUAAAAACCAACAAGCUCUCCUUAAAAGCUCAUCUUCCGCUUAUCUUUUCCCAAGAUGAUCAUGCAGUUAUACCAGUAUCAUCUGACUUGAGCUUCACAAACCCAAGCAUAGAAGAAGCUAAAUUUAUGAUUGAUGAUAUGCCUGCUUUAUCUCUCUAUAAAAUCUCUUCUCAUUUCACAGACAAUGUCUGAAUUGUUGUAAAAGCUCCUCAACUUUUGGCCUCACAAAAUUAUUUUACCACAAACUGUCAGCUACUUAGUUGGAAGAUAAGCUCUUUAUAUUGUUGAGGUUUGGAUGAGAUAAUGGGUAUCAAAAAUGAUCCGAAAGCAAUCUUGCUCUUCAAACCUGAGCACAUAGCUGAAAAGCCGAGAUUUAAUAAAUUAUUUUUAUAUCGUUUCGGCUCAGAACCAGAACCAAAAUCAGAACCUAUAAGUAUAAGUGCCACAUUAGACUAUUGAAAGGAAAACAAAAUCCCAAUCUCCUUGAGAUGUCUUUGGACUCCCCCAGAAGACAAACUAAGCGUGAUUAGGAAAGCUUUUGAGUGAAGGAUUACUGAGUUUUCAUAUGGUCUAUCAUUCUCCGACCUUCAAACCUCUAGAGAGCCUGCACCUUCAGCUGAAUAUAGUGGCACAUCGCAACAUCAAGAGAUGCUGCAAAGCUUUAUUGAUGUAUUAUGUGAAAGUCUUAGUAAAAACAACACACUUUUGAGGUUAGAAUUUGCAACUGAUUUUAAAAUAAAAACCUACAAGGUAACCAAGAUGUCCCAAUAUGAACAAAUCUUCAACAGUUUGGAGAACAAUUAUACAAUUAGAGAAAUCAACCUUGAGGGUGGAAUCAAGACUGAUCAUUAUAUUGACCAGAUGGCUUUAGAGUUUAUGAAGAAACGUCCAGGUGUAGAUAUAAUGCUCUAUUCAGAUCAUCCAGCUUUGAGCAAUCAGAGGAAAGCUCUGCUGAAGAAUCUUUAAUCAAGAUGUAAUUCAACCAAUAA